AAACCGGAGCAAUGGUUGAAGACGCAGGGUCGUUUAUGUUCAACAAGGAGGCCAAUCUGCACAUAGACUGGCUCAUUGAUCAGACGGACUUCCCGUUGGCGGCCCUAGGGGAUUCUCAGGUCCCAAGAUCUGUGGAGCCCUGGCUAAAAGGGUAACUGUAUUAAUAUCCCACUGCACCCCUCUGUUUCCUUGCCAACAUCCCACAUUCCCCUCCUCCUCUGUUCCUUUUUCUCUUCCUCCCAGAUACCCCACCUUUACGAUACCCUCGACCCUACCAAUACCACAGCAACCAUGACGUCUCCUCUCCUCACGCUGAACAAUGGCCACAAGAUGCCUCAGGUCGGUUUCGGCCUGUGGAAGGUGGACAACAACGUGUGCGCCGAGGUUGUCUACAAUGCGAUCAAGGCUGGCUACAGGCUGUUCGAUGGAGCUUGCGACUAUGGCAACGAAGUUGAGGCCGGCCAGGGCGUCGCCCGCGCCAUCAAGGAAGGUCUCGUCAAGCGCGAGGACCUCUUCAUCGUCAGCAAGCUCUGGAACUCGUUCCACGAGCCGGAGCAGGUCGAGCCCAUUCUGAGGAAGCAGCUCGCCGACUGGGGGCUCGACUACUUUGACCUGUACAUUGUGCACUUCCCCGUCGCCAUCAAAUACGUCUCCCCCGAGACGCGCUACCCGCCCGGCUGGUUCGUCGACGACGCCGGCACCAAGGUCGAAUAUGCCAAGGCCUCGCUGCAGGACACGUGGAAGGCCAUGGAGGCGGUGCACGCAAAGGGCCUGGCCAAGAGCAUCGGUGUGUCCAACUACACGGGCGCUCUGCUGCUCGACCUCUUCACCUACGCCUCCGUCAAGCCCGCGACCCUCCAGAUCGAGCACCACCCGUACCUCGUGCAGCCCAAGCUGCUCGAGCUGGCCAAGGACAACGGCAUCGUCGUGACGGGCUACUCGUCCUUUGGCCCUCAGUCUUUCGUCGACGGUGACAUGGACCUGGCCAAGAACAUCUCGCCGCUCUUCGACCACGACGUCAUCAACAGGAUUGCGAACAAGCACGGCAAGACGACGGCGCAGGUGCUGCUGCGCUGGGCCACGCAGCGCGGGUUGGCCGUCAUCCCCAAGUCCACGUCGGUGAAGCGGAUGGAGCAGAACCUGGACGUCACGGCCUGGGAUCUGAGCGAGGAGGAGAUCCAGGAGAUUUCGAGCUUGGAUCAGAAUCUCCGGUUCAAUGCGCCUCUUAACUGGGGUAUCCCGAUCCCUCUCUUCUCUUAGAUUGACACAAGAGAAUAGACGAUGAAGUGAUUUCCUCUCCCGCAAUGCAGCAUUGGGGGAAAGAGGAUGGAGGAUGAGGAGGGAGGAAUGGCUACCUGAUCGAAGAGGACGCCAUGAAGAUGCAACAAGACCGGACGGCCGGCAUAAUGGCACUUGCAAGGAUAAAUGACCAUAUAUAUAUCAGAUGAAGUAGGAUAAUGACCACCAACCCCAAACCAAAAGCGAUCAAGCUCGCCAGGUAGUAAAUGAAAAUCCGACUACUUGGCUCUUCUCACAUG
Molecule: messenger RNA, 1538 nt
Organism: Westerdykella ornata
Lineage: Eukaryota; Fungi; Ascomycota; Dothideomycetes; Pleosporales; Sporormiaceae
Product: Aldo/keto reductase
Exons: 3
Coding region: 292-1260 (322 amino acids)
Biological process (GO): D-xylose catabolic process
Cellular component (GO): cytosol
Molecular function (GO): D-xylose reductase (NADPH) activity
Source: RefSeq, a predicted model, not a curated record